CAGUGCAGCAAUUGGUCCCGCCAGUUAGUCAGUGUCAGUCAUCUGCUAAGGAACACACACUCGGUCUAGCCCAUUCCGUCUUCCCCUUGUGGAACACAUUAAACACCGCCAUCUCAAGAAAGUGAUUGAGCGUUGUCGCUAGCUGGAGCGGAAAAUUAGAGUGAAUUAAUAUUUUCCCACCACUGUUCUGCGUCACAUUUGUCACCUUUAUGGAGUCUGCUAGUGAACAACGUCAACUCAACUCGUCCACCCGGAAGAACCCCAAGCUAACCAGAUCAGCACGUAAAAAUGGUGCCAAAAGCGGAAACAGAUGAGCCCCUGACCGGGCAGGGGGAAGCAAUCGAGAAACGCGACAAAGCUCGCACCAUCAAUCCCCAUCUGGUGCUGCUGAAAGUGUCUCUGUUUCUGAUCUUUGGGGCCACCUCAUCGCUGGUGCCAUACCUCACGAUCCACAUGCAAAGUAUUGGCCUGACAGUGGGCGAAAUUGCCACCGUUUAUCUGACGCUGUUCUUCACCACCUGCCUCAGUCCACCGAUUACCGGUUACAUUGUCGAUCGAUUCGGCCGGUACAAACCGGUGCUGUUGGUUAGUUUGGUGCUAAAUAUCGUAUCACACCACGGACUGAAUUUGGUUCCGAGACGGCAGCCGUUCGAACUCGUUGCGGCUCAGCCAUACAUCGUGCCGGGUGGAUAUGGUGGAAAUAAUGGAUCAAUUUUUGUGAGUCACUCAUGUAAUCAACCCAGCUGUCCAUCAAUCACUCUCUUGGAGGAGAAACUGCGACAACUGUGUACAUCUUCGUCGCAUAAUGUGAAUUACGUCGAAGUACUACUCGAACAGUCUAAUGAAAUCCAUACAUCCUGUGAAUUCCUCCAGCUUCCGGAUUGUGUCAACGGCUCAUGGGAGAAAAACCUCCUGCCACCGGUGCACCUACAAUGUGCCACUUCCGUCGAGUACGACCGUACCUUCUGGUAUUAUGUGGUAAUCAGGUUCUUUGCCUCGACAAUGCUCUCUGCAAGCCUUACCAUGUCCGAUCCGAUAGCACUCGCAAUGAUCGAACAGUACGGCGGCGAUUUUGGUCGAGAGAAAUUGUUCUCCAGUGCUGGUAUGGCACUCUUCACUCCACUGACCGGUUUGCUGAUCGAUUACUUUUCGGAGGGAUACUCCGACACCAACUAUACGCCGGCGUUCUACAUCUACGAUACCUUGCUGGGGUUAUCCCUCAUUACGGUGGCAUUUCUACCGAUCGACAGGAAGCUACCAUCGGAAAACAUUAUGAAGCAUCUGGUGAAGAUCCUCUUCCGACCUCAUGUGUUAAUGUUUAUCUUCUUCCUGUUCUUCCUUGGAAGUUUCUGGGGAUUCAUAGAAAGCUAUUUGUUCGUGAUCAUGAAGGAGAUGGGAUCCCCGAACUAUCUGCUCGGACUGACCUAUACCGUUGGAACAGUUGCCAGCAUUCCUAUGAUGUAUCUUACCGGGCCGAUAACGAGGUGGGCAGGCCAUGUGAAUCUGUUGGUGGUUGCGUUUUUCGCUCACGCAUUGAGGAUUCUAGGAUAUUCGUUUAUUAGUAACCCAUUCUGGUGCUUCCCGAUCGAGCUGAAUGAGGGAAUAUCCUGCUACUUUAUGUGGGUGGUAGCCACAACUUACUGCGCCAUCCUCGCUCCGAACAGCCUCGUAGCAACGCUUAUAGGUGUCUCCGGAAUGGUGCACUUCUGUCUGGGGAAAGGAUUUGGAUCGGUUUUCGGAGGCUUUCUGAUUGCUCAGUUUGAUACAAAAAUGGCGUUCCGAUACAUGGGAUACUUUGCCGUUGUUUGUGGAGUUUGCUACAAAUUCCUUCAUCUGGUAUGGUUGAAGAAAUACGACAAACAUCAGGCAGUUGAAAAGGAUGAAUAUGAGUUGAAGAAGGAAAUGUCCUUGACUGCGGAUGGCGGCCAGUUUAAUUGUAUUGCAACUAACACGAAAAUAGCUGCUUGAAGUGUUCUUAUAUUUGUGUUGUUCAAAAAUUUAAAUAUAGCCUCAUAAUAGUUACAUUCAAAAUAGUUAAUCACUCGAUUUCAUUACAUAAUCCCAAAAGUCAUUAUGCCAUAUGAAUAAAAACAAAUUUCAGCUUCACUUUACUUCAAUCGAGCAGUCGAGCAGUGAGAUUAAGUUUUUACUACGUUUGGUAUGCAUAAAAGUAACAACUAGUAUUUACUUUUCGAAAAUGGAUGUUUAGCUGAUUUCGUAUGAAUCAUUUAUCAUGUAUAUACUUCGUAAUUAUCGAGUGUACUUAUGAGCAUAGGAUAAAUUAUCUUGGUUUGUCCGAUUUGGGGUGUUUUUACGCUACUAAUAAAUGUAAAUCGAUCUUUC
This is a messenger RNA of Toxorhynchites rutilus septentrionalis, 2343 nucleotides long. RefSeq lists its product as uncharacterized. The transcript is spliced from 3 exons. The coding region runs from base 289 to 1968 and encodes 559 amino acids. Lineage: Eukaryota; Metazoa; Arthropoda; Insecta; Diptera; Culicidae. Gene Ontology annotation, cellular component: membrane. The record is from RefSeq and is a predicted model, not a curated record.